CGCGCGCCUGGCCGGUCGUUAUGCAGGCCUUGCGGGGAGCCAGCUUCGCGCGGGGCCUAGGGGCCCUGGUUCCAGCCUGGCUAUGGGGCUCUCGUGGCCGCCCCUUGGCCCUGGCGCGUGCGGCAGGGGCGCUCGGAGUGGGGGGCAGGCGGACCCCGGCCCGGCGGGAGCCGCGCGCGCGCGCGUUGGGCCUGUCGGCCGCGGCGGUGGUGAGCGCUGCGCCCCGCCCCCUGCAGCCCUACCUGCGCCUCAUGCGCCUGGACAAGCCCAUCGGAACCUGGCUGUUAUAUUUGCCGUGUACCUGGAGCAUUAGUUUGGCAGCUGAGCCUGGGUGUUUUCCAGAUUGGUACAUGUUAUCCCUCUUUGGCACUGGAGCUAUUCUGAUGCGUGGAGCAGGCUGUACUAUUAAUGACAUGUGGGACCGUGACUAUGAUAAAAAGGUUACAAGAACAGCAAAUCGCCCAAUAGCUGCUGGAGACAUUUCAGCUUUUCAGUCCUUGGUUUUUCUCGGGGGACAGCUGACCUUGGCACUGGGUGUUCUUCUGUGUCUGAAUUACUACAGUAUAGCUCUGGGAGCAGCAUCGUUACUUCUCGUCAUCACCUACCCCCUGAUGAAGAGAAUCACAUACUGGCCUCAGCUAGCCUUGGGGCUGACUUUCAAUUGGGGUGCACUGCUUGGCUGGUCGGCUGUGAAGGGCUCCUGUGACCCAUCUGUGUGCCUGCCUCUCUACUUUGCUGGAGUUAUGUGGACCCUGAUCUAUGACACUAUUUAUGCCCAUCAGGACAAAAAAGAUGAUGCUCUGAUUGGCCUCAAGUCCACGGCACUGCUGUUCAGAGAGAACACCAAGUGGUGGCUUGGUGGCUUCAGUGUGGCCAUGCUGGGGGCGCUGAGCCUAGCAGGAGUGAGCUGUGCCCAGACCCCACCCUACUAUGCUGCUCUCCUCGUCGUUGGAGCCCACUUGGCUCACCAGAUCCACACUCUGGACAUCCACAGUCCUGCAGACUGUUGGGAUAAAUUCACCUCCAACCGAACAAUAGGAAUAAUCCUCUUUUUAGGAAUUGUCCUCGGAAAUUUGUGGAAAGAAAAGAAGACAGAUGAAGCAAAGGAAAACAAAGAUAGCAGAAUAAAAAAUUAGCAAAUAACAUUUAUCUAGGCAUUAUGAAAACAAAGCUUUAUGAAACACUCAGGGCUUGUGACCAUGAUUUUUGAAUAAGCAUAUUCAGAAUAAGAAUAUUGUGUUACAAUAUGUUACAGAAGUAAGGACAAGAAGAUGAAAAUUUAAAGUAUA
Heterocephalus glaber (naked mole-rat) is the source of this 1289-nucleotide messenger RNA. RefSeq names its product coenzyme Q2, polyprenyltransferase (gene Coq2). Gene Ontology annotation, cellular component: mitochondrial inner membrane. Gene Ontology annotation, molecular function: 4-hydroxybenzoate polyprenyltransferase activity. NCBI's taxonomy places the organism in Eukaryota, Metazoa, Chordata, Mammalia, Rodentia, Bathyergidae. The record is from RefSeq and is a predicted model, not a curated record. Gene Ontology annotation, biological process: ubiquinone biosynthetic process.